CAUUUCCCGCGGCCUCUAUCGGUAUUCCAGCAUAUUCCCGCGAAUUCCCCCAAAAAACAGGGGAAAAAAAUCCCUCUUUGGUUCGCCCAAAGCUUCAAACCCUCAUCUCAAUCUCAGCAAUGGCGAAUCCCGAUCACCAGCAGCGCGGCGAGGAAGAGGUCUACUCCGUGUGGGCGAUCCCUCCCGACGAUCUCCGCAACAAGCUUAAGACCCUCAUGGCCACCCUCCGCUCCGAGUUUGGCGGCCCCGAGUUCGACCCCCACGUCACUGUCGUGGGAGCACUCCGACUCUGCCCCGAUGACGCCCUCCGCCACCUCCACUCCGCCGCCUCCUCCCUCGGCUCCUAUUCCGCCCGCGUCUCCUCCGUCUCCCGUGGCUCCUUCUUUUACCAGUGCGUCUAUCUCCUCCUCGACCCCACUCCGGAGGUUCUGAAUGCGAGCUCCCACUGCUGCGCCCAUUUCGGAUACUCGAACUCCACUCCUUAUAUGCCGCAUCUGAGCUUGCUCUAUGGGGAUUUGACUGAAGAGGAGAAGGGGAAGGCGAGGGCGAGGGCUGAGGAGCUCGCAGAGGGUAUAGUUGGUACAACGUUUGAGAUCUCAAAGAUUGGCCUUUUUAAGACGGAUACUCAAGACAAGAGCUUGAAGUCGUGGGAAGAGAUUGCAGUGUGUGAACUGCUGAAAGAUAAGUGAUCUCUUUCACUUGGAGUUGUUAAUGAGAUGUGAUUGUUUGGUGAUGCUUGUUUCUUAUUGGAUAAUGUGUGACUGUUAACCUUUUAGUUUUUGGUGUGAUGUUUGUGACUGUUAGCGGUGAAGUUGUGAGAAUAUGUGCUGUUCAUAAUGAUGCUCUGUGAUUAAUGUAAUUGCUUAUUUAUAGUGUAGUUCAUAUUUCCAAUCGAGUUCUCUUGUCAGAAAGUGGAGCACUAUGGUUUCUACUGAUGCAUUGUCAAACUCAUCAUGUUCUUUAAGAAUGAAAGCAGUGAAAACUGCAAGAUGUUGUGUU
Molecule: messenger RNA, 999 nt
Organism: Dioscorea cayenensis subsp. rotundata (Guinea yam)
Lineage: Eukaryota; Viridiplantae; Streptophyta; Magnoliopsida; Dioscoreales; Dioscoreaceae
Product: cyclic phosphodiesterase-like
Exons: 3
Coding region: 120-689 (189 amino acids)
Biological process (GO): cyclic nucleotide metabolic process
Molecular function (GO): 2',3'-cyclic-nucleotide 3'-phosphodiesterase activity
Source: RefSeq, a predicted model, not a curated record